Molecule: messenger RNA, 961 nt
Organism: Macroventuria anomochaeta
Lineage: Eukaryota; Fungi; Ascomycota; Dothideomycetes; Pleosporales; Didymellaceae
Product: Triosephosphate isomerase
Exons: 4
Coding region: 131-877 (248 amino acids)
Biological process (GO): glycerol catabolic process; gluconeogenesis; glyceraldehyde-3-phosphate biosynthetic process
Cellular component (GO): cytosol
Molecular function (GO): triose-phosphate isomerase activity
Source: RefSeq, a predicted model, not a curated record
CAAACAUUUAGGUAGUCUGCACAGAAGCUCAACAACGCAUUGCACCACCACUACACCUUCAACCUCAUUUUGCAUAAUUCGAUACCCCUUACAGCCUUUUCAAUACUAUAUACACACAAAAGCAUUCAAAAUGGCACGUCAAUUCUUCAUCGGAGGCAACUUCAAGAUGAACGGCUCCAUCGAGUCCAUCAAGAAGAUUGUCCAGAACCUGAAUGAUGCUAAGCUCGACCCAAACGCUGAGGUCGUCAUUGCUCCUCCCGCUCUCUACCUCCUCCUCACCCGCGAGCACCUCCGCAAGGGUAUCGAGGUCGCUGCCCAGAACGUCUACGACAAGCCCAACGGUGCUUUCACCGGUGAAAUCUCCGCCGAGCAGCUCAAGGACAGCGGCAUCACAUGGACCAUCCUCGGUCACUCUGAGCGCCGUACCAUCCUGCAGGAGGACGACGCUUUCAUUGCCAACAAGACCAAGGCUGCACUUGACGGUGGCAUCAGUGUCAUUCUGUGCUGCGGUGAGAGCCUCGAGCAGAGGGAGGCUGGCACCACCGUCGAUGUUGUCACUAAGCAGCUCAAGGCUGUUGCGGACAAGGUCAAGGACUGGAGCAAGAUUGUCGUUGCCUACGAGCCCAUCUGGGCCAUCGGUACCGGCAAGGUCGCGACCACUGAGCAAGCCCAGGAGGUUCACGCUGCCAUCCGCGAGUGGCUGAAGAAGGAGGUCUCGUCCGAGGCUGCUGAGAAGACCCGUAUCCUGUACGGCGGCAGUGUCAACGAGAAGAACUGCGGCGAGCUUGCCAAGCAGGCCGACAUCGAUGGUUUCCUUGUCGGUGGUGCGUCGCUGAAGCCUGCGUUCGUCGACAUUAUCAACGCCAACUCUGCGUGAAUUCAUGGCAGCGAGGCGAGAUUGUAGUUGGAUAUCAUGAUAUAACGUUACCUGACGAACAAUGAACAAAGCCAAUGAACAAAC